AUGAGCAAUAUUAGAGUCCAGGACUCCAUGUUUUCUAGCACUCGAUCUGUGAUAUCAACCAAAAAUCUUGAAAAUGAUGCUAGUUUUUAUGUGAAGCUCAAUAGAUUUUAUGCAUCAAACAUUACAUUCGGUGAUACAGGAAGCAUAUUACUAUUUCAACACGGUCUAAUAAAUACUGUAGUUGUUGAAGAUUCAAUUUUCACAAGCCUCAAUUCUGCUUCUAUCUCAGCCUCAAGCUCAGGUUUAGAGAGAAACCUGACAAAUGGAGUGACUUUCAAAAAUUGCACUUUUGAAAAUAUUGCGUCACCUUCUCAAUCAUUCUUUAAAUUUUUUGAGAAAGCUGUCAUUAAUUUCAUUGGUAGUAGUUUCAGUUCUAUUUCAGUCUCUUUUGAUAGAGCAGGUGUUAUUGAGGCAAGCUCUAAUUCAAUCGCUAAAUUCUCAUAUUGCAACUUUACAGAUAACGCUGCAGUGACCUCAACUCUGUUUACAAUAUCAUCAGGAGCUUAUCUCGAAUGAAACUCUUGAUUGAUUACGAACAACUUUGGAGUAACCAACGGAGUUGUUUCAGUCUCAAGCAAUGGGUACUUCAAGUUCUAUGGCUCAGAUAUUUUUGGAAACAUUGCUAUCCAAACACCCAUUGGACAGAUCUUUGAUGCUUCUCAGACCAGUAUUUUUGAUAAUUGCAAAAUACACAAUAACUCUAUCAUGACUUCUCAAGAGUUUGAGCGGGAAGCCACUGAGAGUUGAUCAAAAUUAUGAUUUGCAUCUCAAAGUCUUAUUGAAUAUAUUUUUACAAAUCAAGAGCAUAACAUCGCUGAAGGAUCCUAUAUAUUAGAAGCUGUUUCAGGAUCCAUUGAAAUUCUGAAUCAAACACAAAUUUACAAUCAGAAUGGAGUAUUAAAUCUGUAUAUGAGUGCAUGAACAAUCGAAGAUUCACUCAUAAGAGAUAUAAAUUUUACAAUCACUCCAAUUAAAGCUACUUCUUCAACAUUGGAAUGUUAUGACUUAAAUCUCAACAACAUUCAAGACGGUACUGACAGAGAAAUAUUAUUGAUCAAUGACGAAUCCAAAUUUAUCGCAAGCAAUGUUACAUACAAUAAUUCAAAUGCCAAAUUUAUUAAAGCACUAGCUGGAGAAGCUAGUCUGACUAACUUUGUGGCUCGAAAUGUCUCUAACUUUAGCACUCUUUUUCAAUUUUAUUCAUUAGAUGCUGUAUCUUUAAGUAAUGUAACUUUCUUAGAGUUAGAAACAAAUUCAGAUCAAGUUAUUCUGAUUGAGAAUGCUCAAAACAUAUAUGUAGACACACUUGUUAUCAGUGGAAUCCAAACAGCAGCAGUUUCAGUUAUGAACUCUGUGGCUGAGUCAAUCAACAAUAUUCAAAUUUCCAGCUGUCUAAAAUCAAUAAUAGCAAUUGAUUCUCACAUUAAACGACUUGAGAACUCAAGUUUCACAAGCAAUGGAAUCCAAAACAAUUUGGUAUCUGGAGGAGCAAUCUCGAUGUUUAAUAGUGAUGUAACUAUAAGAAACACCACAUUCUCCAACAAUACGGCAGACAGAGCCGGAGCUAUUGCGUUCGAAUGAGACUCCACAGAUAAAUGCAGCCUUAUUUUAGAGAACACCAUUUUCAGCAAUAAUAGUGCAUCUGUGAAAGGUGGAGCCAUCUACUACAGUCUGAAACGUCCAGAUAUUGUGGAUUCAGUGUUUACUGACAAUUCAGCCAAAUAUGGAGACAAUCUUGCAAGUUAUCCAGUCAAAGUCAGAAUAGAAGGCCAGCCUGAUUCUUACAUCAAGUUCACAGAUGUUGGGUCUGGAGUAGCAAUGUCAUCUUCUCUUGUGUUUGCAUUGCUCGACUUUGACAACCAAGUUGUAAGCUUGAACAGCGAAGACACAUUUGGAAUAUUUGCACCUAUUGGAUCAAAUGCCACAGUUAAAGGAGUCAACUCUGUAAACUUUAAUGCAGGAAUUGCCAUAAUCGAAGGAAUUAUGUUUGUGGACCAACCAGGCUCCAAGAAUAUGAAGUUUGAUAGCUCUACUGCAGCAAUUGACAAAGGAAGGGUGUCACUGGCAUUUCCAGAUCAGGAUUUCAAUAAUGACAUCACAGUCAACUUCAGAUUUUGCCAACCUGGAGAAGAAGCCACAGAUCAAGGAACUUGCAGGGAAUGUGAUGCUGGCACAUACUCUCUUGAAUGGAAUUCUACUGAGUGCAUCAAAUGCAUGGACAAUGCUUUGUGAUUGGGAAGGAACCAAGUUAGUGUCGAUCCAGGGUACUGGAGAUCAUCUCAGACAUCUGAAUUUAUCACUGAAUGACUGGUCAAAGAGUCGUGAGAAGGAGGAUUCACAAACUCUACUUUGAACCCAGUAAAUUGAGCUGAAGGAUAUCAGGGAGAACUAUGUUCUCACUGACUAGUUAAUGAGAUGGUAAAAUACAGAAAAGUAAGCAAUGUAAAAUGUGAUAAAUGUCCAGCUAUGAUCGCAAACACAUUCUUGGUUGUGGGACUAGCUUUGCUUACAUUUAUAUUCAUGAUGGCUCUCAUAAUUAUUAACAUUAGAAAAACAAAGGAAAGUCAGCUGUCAGUUCUGCUAAGAAUCAUGACUAAUUACUUUCAGAUGAUUUUCACCUCUCUAUCGUUGACUACUAACUAUCCCACUUCGCUAAUGGCUUUCUUCGAGAUUCCAAAAAUGUUUGGAGAUGCUUCAGAUACUUUCUUAUCUGUAGACUGAUUUAUUAGAGAUUAUGACAUCGAAGGCCCCUUUGGAUCAAAUGCUAUUUUCAAACUCUUCUUAUUGAUAUUGCUUCCUCUUGUUUUAUUUUUAUUGGUUGCUUUUAUUUGGAUUGCAGUACACUUUUUGAAAAGAAAGUAUGUCAAAGAUCUGAAGCGAAAUCUGAUUAUAUCCUUCAUUAGUAUAUUGUUCUUACUUCACCCCAAAUUGACUGAACAGAGUCUGGGUUUAUUCAGGUGCAUUGAUGUCAAUGUAGACGACAGCAGAGUCAGAAUGGAUACCAACAUCAAAUGCUAUUCUGGUGAACACAUCAAAUGGCUAUUGUUGAUAUCAGGACCAUGCAUUAUUGUGUGGGUUGUGUCUCUACCUUUGACUGCUCUUGUAAUACUUUUCUACAACUCUAAGAAACAAGAAGAUAAUAGAAUCAAACAGUAUUUCUUGAUUUUAUACCAAGGCCUCAAGAAAGAUAAGUUUUAUUGGGAAUUCGUCAACACUGCAAGGAAGAUCUUGAUCUUGGUGAUUUUCCCAUUACCGACACUAAUUAAAAUGAUGGUUGCAAUCAUGAUUUUAACCAUCCUUGCUCGGUUGCAGAUCAAGCUUCAGCCAUACAAUGAUGUUGAAAAUAACAAAAUAGAAAUCUUGGCAACUAGUGCAGGGAUUAUUACCAUCUUCAGCGGCUUAUUAUAUUCUCAGCCAGAUGAAAUGAAAGUUUUGAACACAGUUGCUCUCUUGUUCUGAAUCUGUAUAAACACUCAUUUUAUUAUCAACUGGAUGUAUCUCCUAGUAAAACUAUUUAGAGGUUCUUCUAAAAUAUUUCAAGUUAUCUACAAACUUACCAGCUUUGUUCUUUGUAAGCGUGUAUCUAAAGAGCCAUUGGAUUCUAAAGAGAUUUUGAAGGACCUAACACAACAUCGAAACAAGCCGAAAAAGUACAGAAAUCAUAAGAGAAGAGUCAACUUAAAAGCCCAUAAUCGAUUGAAGAAGAGAAAGAGACAACAAAAGAAUGGACAAUUGCUUACCAAUAGAAUAAGGAAUAUAGUGAGACCAAAUCACCAGCAGACAAGUGACCGCCUGAACAUCUCCACCUGGAGAAACCAGCCUUCCGCCCAGUCCCGCUCUCCCGUAUUCCCAUUUGCCAAUACAAAUUCUUAA
Moneuplotes crassus is the source of this 3873-nucleotide messenger RNA. Lineage: Eukaryota; Ciliophora; Spirotrichea; Euplotida; Euplotidae. The record is from the annotation of a GenBank genome assembly.